AUGGCGUGUAGGGUGACCUCAGGGUUUAGGUUACGGAUUUUGACCAAGAUGCUGGCAAAGCAUUCCAUGAACUUCCUCAGUGGUUCACCUCACCAGAGUGUCGAAUUGGUGGCUAGGAAACCGAGUGACCUUCUUCCUCGUUUUGAUUGCUUGGCUGAGGGGGCUGGUCAGAGGGGAACCGAGGAAGCUGGGCGCGGACACGCUCAUUAUCGGCUCGUAGUGCAGCUAGUUCAGCUUCGUGUCGGACACGGAUGUUUUCCAGGUCGACAGCGUGUUGUUGCCUCAUUUGAUCGACCUGCUCGAUCAGCUGCCUCUCUGUCACUUCGCCUUCCAUUCUUGUUGCGUGAUCUUGUUCGUCAGUUGCUCGUCUACUAUGGCUUCGGGAACAAGCUUGAUGAAUUUGGAAUCAUUACAAGAAAUAAAGCAAGACUUGUUGCUAAGGGGUAUAAUCAAGAAGAGGGAAUUGAUUAUGAUGAGACAUUCGCCCCUUGGCGUCGAAAACAAGAAUGCUUCACCAAAAACGACAUCGUCUUCGCGAACCGACCCCAAUUUAUCGCCGGCAAGUACAUCCAGUACAACUUCACCACCAUGGCGUCGUCCAACUACGGCGACCACUGGCGCAACCUCCGCCGCAUCAUAGCGCUCGAGGUUCUCUCAACGCAACGUUUAAACUCCUUCGCAGAUAUCCGAAGGGACGAGGCCAUGAGGGUCGUUAAAAAGCUAGCUCAGCGCUCACGCAAUGGUUUCGCCAAAGUGGAACUAAAAUCCAUGUUUUCGGAAAUGAUGUUCAACACCGUGUUGAGGAUGGUGUCGAGGAAGAGGUACUAUGGUGAGGACUGUGAGAUGAGUAACGUGAAGGAAGCAAAAGAGUUUAGAGAGAUGAUUCAUGAUUUGUUGUCAUUAAUGGGCCCGAGCAACCCUGGAGACUUUCUGCCUUUGGUGAGGUUGUUUGAUUUGGAUGGUUUGGAGAAGAAGCUGAAGAGUGUUAGUAAGAGAAGUGAUGCGUUCUUCCAAGGGCUCAUUGACGAGCAUCGUAAUGGGAAACGCAUUGCUAAUACUAUGAUAGACUAUCUCCUAACUCAACAACGAUCACAACCUGAAUACUACACGGAUCAAAUCAUUAAAGGACUUGCUCUGAGUAUCAUAUUUGCUGGAACAGACACAUCAACCUUAACUUUAGAAUGGGCCAUGUCUAAUUUAUUAAAUCAUCCAGAAAUAUUGGAAAAGGCAAAAAAGGAAUUAGACACUUGUAUUGAAAAAAAUCGCCUAGUUGAUGAACAUGAUAUUUCAAAACUCUCCUAUAUCCAAUGUAUUAUAUAUGAGACACUUCGGUUAUAUCCUGCUGGUCCAUUAUUAUUACCCCAUUUGUCUUCAGAAGAUUGCACCAUAGGAGAAUAUGAUGUACCACAAAACACAAUUUUGUUACUGAAUGCAUGGGCUAUUCAUAGAGAUCCCAUGUUGUGGAAUGACCCUACACACUUUAAGCCAGAGAGGUUUGAGAAAGAAGGUGAAGCAAACAAACUACUUACAUUUGGGUUAGGAAGAAGGGCUUGUCCUGGAGAAAACAUGGCUCAACGCUCAAUGAAUUUAACUCUAGCCUUAUUAAUUCAAUGUUUUGAGUGGAGAAACACCAAUAAAGAAAUUGAUAUGACCGAAGGAAAAGAAGCUGUUAUGUCAAAAAAAUAUCCCUUGGAAGCUAUGUGCCAAGUGCGCCAAUCACUUGCAAUCAAGGAUAUGUGUUAACCAUUAAUAUUGUUAUAAGGAUAUACAUGUUAUAAUGUUUUUGAAUAAGUUAUGAGAAUAUAUAUGUUAUUGUAUCAUGGUGGUUCUGUGAUGGCAGUACCCGAUACUAGAAUAUUAAUAAUGUUAAUAACAUUUGUGUUAAAGUAAA
Cajanus cajan (pigeon pea) is the source of this 1891-nucleotide messenger RNA. RefSeq names its product cytochrome P450 81E8. The record is from RefSeq and is a predicted model, not a curated record. Gene Ontology annotation, molecular function: oxidoreductase activity, acting on paired donors, with incorporation or reduction of molecular oxygen; monooxygenase activity; heme binding. Lineage: Eukaryota; Viridiplantae; Streptophyta; Magnoliopsida; Fabales; Fabaceae.